Messenger RNA from Encephalitozoon intestinalis ATCC 50506, 1449 nucleotides. RefSeq lists its product as uncharacterized. The transcript has a single exon. The record is from RefSeq and is a predicted model, not a curated record. The coding region runs from base 1 to 1449 and encodes 482 amino acids. Lineage: Eukaryota; Fungi; Microsporidia; Unikaryonidae.
AUGGGAAAAGACUCUUUGAACUCAUACCUGUCUCCUGCUGCAGAAGAACCGGAAGGAAAGUUUAGGGAUGCAAGAGGGUUGUCGAUGGGAUCGAUGGAUGAGAAGCUAAGAAGGAUCAAUGAGGAGUUUAAGGCAAGGGCUUGUGUUGGAAGUGGAUUUGUAUUCAACAGAAAUGUUAAGCUAGAAUCUCCUGCAAACUACUUUGGCAAGAGCAAGGACUUUUCAAAUGAGAAUGGAGCUGCAGAUGGCAUUCCAAAAAACAAUUCUGGUGAUGUAAAUAGUACAAAGAUGAGGGAUGGAUUUAUUGGAGGAGUGAUUCCAUGGAAAGUAAACUCUUCUGGAGCUAUGAAUAGGAGCCCGGCCCAUAAAGACAUAUCCAAGGGAUCGAUGGUGGGAAUGGAUCUUUACAAAAAAUCGUCUAUAGACUUCAGCUCGUAUGGUAUGAAUAAGGGAAGCGUUGAGGAUUCCAUCAAUCGAGGAUCCAAAGUGGGCUAUGUAAGAUCAAUAGCGAGCAGCUCUAUUUUCAAUAGAGAAGCUCCAUCCAAUUCCGGCAGCUUUGGAAAUAGAAGAAACCGAACUUCGCCAAGUCCUUUUGGCAAAAAGGAAGCCCAAGAAGAAGACCUCUCUGUCUCCAAAUCUGUAUUUAGUAAUCCCUUAUCAAACGCAAGUUCUCUUAGCUUGUCGAGCAAAACCUCGUAUCAAGGACCCAGCUUUUUGUAUACUAGAACAGGGAAGUCUCCAACCUUUGCUCCUAUCGAUGUGAUGUAUGUAAAGUCCAUGUCCAAGCCAGAGAAUACGAUCGAAAAACCCGAAGGUAAUCUAAAGGGGGCUUCUCACAGCUGGUCAGAAACUCGGAACUCCCAAAUGGCUUCAAAUCUUUAUGCUCCUGGCCGCAAACUAACAAUCUAUCCUCAAAUCAGGAUCUCUAACACUGUACUAUGUUACGAAGGUUCAGCCGAAACAACCAAGUACUACAUCACAGUUGAGUCGGACAUAAAAUGGAUAAUAUGCAAGACCAUAAAGGAUAUUUCUACACUUUUCCCCGGUAUCCGAUGUGCAACACUAGCAAACGCAAUGUCUCCACAAGAUAGAAGAGCAAGAGAUAGAGCAAUAGAAAUCGCGCUAAACUCGGAGAUGACCGAUAAGCAGCUACAGCCUUUCAUUCUCUCAGACAUUUCCAGUACCCAUCUGCUCAGAUCUUCGUAUCUCUUGAUGGACAAGGAUGGAUGGAAGGCAUACCUUUUUAAGUUUGUUGGAAAGGCUCUUAUAUGUUAUGAGAAGAGCAGAGUCUACAAGAUCUUUCUUCUUAGUAACUGUAAUGUUUUGCCCAUUGGCCAAGUCGGCUUCUGUCUUGAAAGAUCUGGAGAGGGAGUGGAGUUAUACACCACCUGUGAAAAGGAAAGAGACGCUUGGGUUUCGGAUAUAAAGGAAUACAUCUCCAGGCUCUAA